Gongylonema pulchrum is the source of this 605-nucleotide messenger RNA. Lineage: Eukaryota; Metazoa; Nematoda; Chromadorea; Rhabditida; Gongylonematidae. The record is from the annotation of a GenBank genome assembly.
GACAGGAAAUAAAUAAGAAUGGUGUGAAAAGCAUGUUUGCUUCAACAGACUUGCUAGCAUUUCAGAGUGGAUAUGUGUUAGGCAAUGAAUAUCCAUCAUCGAAUUGCGCCCCAUCACUGCUUAUUGGCCUGAUAAACAUGUUCAUGAUGAAGGAUCGCCCGGCCGGCUUUGUGGAUCCAAAGGGGAAUGUUUACCCGCAAUGCUAUUUGAAUCUUUGGUAUCCUGGUCAGAGCGUUCGAGUCGAACCAAACGGUGACAGUGCACAUAUCAUUCAGAAUGAAUCACCAAGACAGCAAAUCACUCAUCUUGAUGAGAAAUUUGAUUUCGCGGACAUAAUGGUUUAUCAAGCGAUUCAUACCAUCGAAUUUGCACUGGGCUGCAUUUCGCAUACCGCUUCAUAUCUCCGACUUUGGGCACUCUCGCUUGCACAUGCUCAAUUAUCGGAUGUUUUAUGGACAAUGGUUUUCCGACAAGCGUUCAUGUUAAGCGGUUAUGUGGGCGCUGUGGCCACUUAUGUCCUCUUCUUCGUCUUCGCUUUUCUUUCAUUUUCCAUUCUUGUUCUUAUGGAAGGUCUCAGCGCUUUUCUACAUGCACUUCGUCUGCAC